Messenger RNA from Epinephelus fuscoguttatus (brown-marbled grouper), 3052 nucleotides. It is a transcript of the gene lyrm9, whose product is annotated as LYR motif containing 9. The record is from RefSeq and is a predicted model, not a curated record. Bases 2538 to 2768 code for a protein of 76 amino acids. The transcript is spliced from 4 exons. Lineage: Eukaryota; Metazoa; Chordata; Actinopteri; Perciformes; Serranidae.
UUUUUAGAUUUUCCACAUGAAGCUAAGCUAACAUCAGUAGGCUACUUCAUGUGUUUUGGCACUGUGUGGUGAUUGUGUAAUAAUGUUGCAAUGCCAAAACAGAUUGCUUUUAUAUUUUAUUUUUAUUUCAUAUUAAAAACCUAAAACUACUUUGAGUGAUGGUUGAAAUAAACCAUAAACUAUAAAUACUUAAGGUAGGCAAAAUUUGAAUCAUGUUAUUUAUUAGACAACAAACACAAGAGAACUUAAAAUGUUUACACAUGUUUAUCAUAUACCACCUAGAAAUUUGUAAACAGAAUGCUGCCACCAGAUGACAGCACCAGCAAGCCAUAAAGAUCAGUGUUUUACUCCCUCUGCAUUGCUUUGACUGCACUGUUAUUAUUUUAUCUAUAUGCUGCUGUAUAUUUGUAACAGCCCACAUAUUGAAGGUUGAACCAAGCGGCAGGUUCAACCUUGAAUAUGUUUGGCAGUUCAUUGAAUGGCCACUUGAGGCUAGGUCCAAGAGUGAGUAAAUCUCCAUAGACCCCCAUGUUAAAGGGGAACACCACCUAAAUUAAAAAUUCCAAUAUGCUAUUUCCAUGUUCAGUCAAUAUUUGUGACCAUGAGCUGCUCAGUCUAAAAGCCAGAAAUCCGAGAAGUAAGCCUCAAACUUGUGAUGUCAUUACGUAUAAAGUCUAGAUAGAUAGAGAGAUAGAUGGAUGGAAUAGUAGAAGGGGAUAGGAUUAUAUCAUAUAAUUCAGUGUCUGUUUGGUUGGUUUAUUUUUCUUUAAUUAUUAUUAACACUACCAUUUAUUACCUUUUAUACAACAGUUAGUUCCGACUGAGUAGUUUGAUUGGACGAGAGGCAUUCCGUGAGUGCUGAUAUAGAGUACAACAUCACUGGGACUUGUAACAGUAAAAUCACUCCGCUCACAGGCGUUAUAAAAAUACAACCGUUAAUUAACCAACUGUCACACUCGCUACAUUGACGCAAACUGACACUAUAGCGUUACACCAAGAAGAUGGAUAUUUUCCCCAAAAUUACAUUUGAAUUAAUCAACGUUUCAACAGCCGAAUUGGAUUAAGUUACACAGCUGUAGAUCAACGUAAAUACAAAGUAGCUUGUGAGUUCCUGGGUGUGUGCCGCGUUGCCUGGCAACAGACUGGGGGAACUGUUUUUUUCGCAAAGCUACAUAACUUAAAUCAUUUAUUUCAUCACCUUUUGUUAACAUUUCCUUACUCAGCAUUGCUGUUUAAGCUUUUGUUGAACUGUUGUAUAAAAGUAAUAUCACACUCGAGGUCGUGAUGUUGUACUGUAUAUCGUCACAGCUGUAAUUGGCUGUAAUUGCCUCAUGCCUAUGACUGAAUCACAGCCAUGACGAUAUACAGUCAAUAUCACUCCCUCUCGUGUGAUAUUGCUUUAAGGCGCUGUAUGUAAGAAUGUGGCCAAAAUGGUUACUGCACUCAAAUUCAAAAUACUGCCGCGAGUCGUGUCCGCCCCCCUCCCCUACAGAUUCGAGGUUGCUGGACAGCGGCACACUGGAGACUGAUUUGUUUGCCCACGGGCGGCUGCCGUGGCAGGGCCACGUCGCCGCGUCCUUGGUCUUCAGUUUUCCAGCGGACCGUUCGAGCAAGUCCGGCUUCUCUGCUGCUAACGCUGCUGCCGGGAUACAGCUAAUGCUGCUUGCUGUGCUGCUAAUGUUUGUUUCUCAAAAAAAUCAGCCGGGUCGAUGACCCACCUGCACAUGGCCUACAAUGUAUGAUCGAAAAUGAAUAACAGUUGAAAGUACUCAAAAUGUCCAUCCCCGUCUAGCUAUGAUGCUAGUUAGCCAAGUUUGGCUAAAGCUUACCUGUCGAGGAGAAGAGUAGCCACUUCGACAUCCGAUUUCAAAUUCUUCUCCGCUUUCAACGGUCUCCACCGUUCAAAAGCAUCUCCUAUAUAGACCCUCGCUUUGCCUCGAGUUUUGUCUUGGCAUUUUUGGGAAUCAAAACGAGGUCGUUUGGGUGUAGUCGCACCGUCAGCCAUUGUAGCUGAGUCGUAACUGUAACUGAUGCUGAGGCUCUACUGACUGCGUGACUGGUAGAUGGCGGUGGGUGGCGCAACAGGCCAAAACACAAAUUCAAAACAUAAACAUGAUUUGUGGACCGUAAACAUUUUUUUUAAAAUGCGAAUAUUCUGGCUGAACUAUUGUUGUUGGUGAGAUCAGUAUGUUAUAUUAACAUUAUUCCUUAGUCUCUGUGACAUAUUAGGAUGAUUUUACGACUAUUUGCUUUAGAUUUCUUACAUAUAGCUCCUUUAAACACACCCAGUAAUGUGAAGUAGCCCAGGGACAAUAUGCCAUACAUACUCCGGGUCAGUAGAUGGCGCUGUAUACCUUACAAAUAUCAGUUGCAAUAUGACCACAAGAAGAAGAGGAAGAAUACAGGCACCAGACACAGCCGUGUACGCUACAGCAGGUCAGUUUCAUAAUGUGAGUCCACGGAGGUUUGAUAAGAUGCUGAAAGCCUGCUGACAGCCUUCACUACAGCUCACUGCCACACAGCACUUUAAGGAAGGAAUGCUGCCGUUAGUUGGAGCUGAGCUGACACCAGUGCAGCUCUAUCGACAUCUCCUCAGGUGCUGCAGGAAGUUACCAACCCCAGCAAUGCAGCAGCACUAUCGACAUGCCAUAAGACAGGGUUACAACAGUCACUCAGAUGAAGACGACCCAGAGAGGAUACAAAUGAUAAUCCAAAGGGCUAUUGCAGACGCAGAGUGGAUUCUUAAUAAAUACAAGAAGAAGGAGUGAAGUUCAUAAACCAUGAAUAUGUCCUCCGAUGAUGCAUUUUGCAUUGCUGCACCAAACAUGGGUCCCAGUGUGUGUCUGAGCCAUGAGUGCUUAUUGUUUUCAGUAUUGCAAUGAUGUGGGUGAACAGCCAUGAUGAAGCAACACCUGGGAUUACACUUUAUGAAAUGACUACUCGGUUCAAUCUGAUGUUCACUGUCUAUAAAAAGUGUAAAUACUGUUCUUAGUUUGAAAUGAGUUGACUAUGUAUAGUUUAUUUUUCAAUAAAUUAAUUCUCUAUAAUUAUA